AGUGACAGCCACUGGUUGAUGAUUUUCUGUGACUUUCCCUUCACCCACGCAACAGAUAACCUCCCACACAGGAUUGUUUUUCUUGUACAAUGCUGUUAAAAAGUGCGUAGAAGCAUAUUCAAAGAAGGAAUAGGUCGUCUCCUUGCGAUUUUUCCACAAAUUAAAAAACAGCCACUUUACCGAACACGCCUCCACUGUACGCAAGGGUUUCAUCUAGAGACUAGAAUGGCGUGCAUAUCACAGUUAAAAGCCAACGAAAGAUAACUCAACAAUCCAACACCGACGUACUCUUUUUUGGAUAUUUUUGGGUGAUCUCCAGAAUUUGGUAUAAAGUCUAUUAUCGGCACAUACCGGCACAAUAAGGCAGGAGUGAGAAGCUCUUUUUUGUAGAGUUUGAGUUUCAUCUUUGCAUGCACUGGUAGGGAGUUGAGGGCAGAUUUGAGUAGUUUUUUUGCAGCCAUGGAGAGUCGAGGGUUACUUCUGGUGGGAAUCGUAGUGUUGGGAUUUGCUGGGUUUGCAGCAUCCUUGCCGACUGGAGACACAAUCCGGGAAGUGACCGACGAUGCACUUUCCAAUGGCUCCGUGGAGCAGUUUGCGCAUGCUCUAAUUGGAGCCGAGAAGCGGUUCGAGAGCUUCAUGAAGGAUUUCGGAAAGGUGUACCAUAGCGUGGAGGAGUAUGAGCACCGCUUCGGGGUCUUCAAGAGCAAUUUGUUGAAGGCGUUAAAGCACCAGGCGCUCGACCCAACUGCGAGCCAUGGCGUGACGAUGUUCUCGGACUUGACGGAGGAGGAGUUCACGAGCAAGUACCUCGGUUUGAAGCGGCCGUCUGUUCUUUCCUCUGCUCCACAGGCGCCGCCUCUACCCACCGAGGACCUGCCGCCCAAUUUCGACUGGAGAGAGAAGGGCGCCGUUGGUCCCGUUAAGGAUCAGGGGGGUUGCGGUUCUUGCUGGGCUUUCAGCACCACGGGUGCAGUGGAAGGGGCUCACUUUUUGAAUUCUGGCAAGCUUGUGAGUUUGAGUGAGCAGCAGUUGGUGGAUUGUGAUCAUCAAUGUGAUCGCGAGGAAGCGGAUGCUUGCGAUGCUGGAUGCAACGGUGGCUUUAUGACAAACGCUUACCAAUACGUUGAAGCAGCCGGAGGUUUGGAACUUGAGUCUGAUUACCCUUACGAGGGUCGAGACGGAAAGUGUAAAUUUGAUUCAAACAAGGUUGCAGUGAAGGUUUCAAAUUUCACCAACAUUCCUGUUGAUGAAGAUCAGGUGGCUGCCUAUUUAAUCAAGAGCGGACCCCUUGCCAUUGGUAUCAACGCCGAGUUCAUGCAAACUUACAUUGCUGGAGUUUCAUGUCCAAUCUUCUGCAACAAGAGGAACCUCGACCACGGUGUCCUGUUGGUUGGUUAUGCUGAGCGUGGAUUCGCUCCGGCGCGUCUUGCCUACAAGCCUUAUUGGAUAAUCAAGAAUUCAUGGGGGCCAAAUUGGGGAGACAACGGCUACUAUAAGAUUUGCCGUGGUCACGGAGAGUGUGGUUUGAACACCAUGGUUUCUGCUGUGUCUGCCUCUGUUGAUGCGUAGAUUCCUUCCUCAGGUGUUAUAUAAGUCUUUGUUCCGUCUGAUGGAGCAUUCAUCUAAUGCCUUUUCUUGAAGAAAAAGUCGAAACUGAGAACUUGGCUUGCAACUGAGACACUUCCUGGUGUAUAGAUUGAGUGUGUUACAAGCUGGGAGUGAGGAAAGAAGCUGGAUCUGAGGCUUAAGAAUUUAUAUGCAGCUCCACAAUACCACUGUUCAGAGUGAUAGUGAUCAGUUGGUGUAUGCAACUCUGUUUGCAGUACAGAGAUAGUAUUUUAUCUCCAAAUUGUACAGUAAAAAAAGUGAUCUAUUAGUAGACCUUUGGAUCAUGCAGGUUUUUGAUGUGAAGUAUCCAAAAUUACUUAAGUAAUGAGAACAUGCGAUUAUGCAUAAACUGUCUUUGUUAA
Messenger RNA from Physcomitrium patens, 1970 nucleotides. RefSeq names its product cysteine proteinase 15A. The record is from RefSeq and is a predicted model, not a curated record. Gene Ontology annotation, biological process: proteolysis. Lineage: Eukaryota; Viridiplantae; Streptophyta; Bryopsida; Funariales; Funariaceae. Gene Ontology annotation, molecular function: cysteine-type peptidase activity.